UUGAAUUUAACACACUGCGACGUCCCGGCCUUCUCCAUCAGUCAGGUCAGUCAAGUGUUAUCGAAGAUAAAGAAACGAAAGAGUAUUCGAAGAUGAAAAGACAAAAGAAAAGUGAAAUAAAUAUACAAGAUGGGGACACAGACAGACUCACUAGCCUACCGGACCAUCUUCUUCUUCAUAUAAUUGAAUUUAUGAACAUAAAACAUUCUGUUCAAACUUGUGUUUUGUCUAAACGAUGGAAAGACCUUUGGAAAAGUAUCACUAAUCUCAUGUUGCGACAUGAAAUGUAUCUAAACCGUAGUGACAUCUUCAACAAGUUUGUAUUCCGGAUUCUAUAUGGCCGUGACAACUCUCUUCCCCUUCAUAGCCUAGAAUAUGAUGUUGUAGAUCCUUCUAAAACCGCAGUCUUAGACGUCAUGAAAUAUGCUGCGUCACAUAAUGUGCAACAACUCAUUGUCCAUGUUAACUCAUUGUUCAAAGAAGAGGAUUUUGAAUUUCCCCCUUCCAUCUUUUAUUGUCAUUCUUUGACCUUUCUUAAGCUUGACUUUACGCAUAUGUUUCCAUUUUUUUUGAAUCGUAGUAAGAAUAUGUUUCCAAAAUCUUUGAAUUUGCCGGCAUUGAAAACCUUGCAUCUUAUUUCUAUUACUUUCACUACAAGUAACAAUGGUUGUGCUGAGCCCUUUUCGACAUGUAACAUGUUGAAUACUUUGCUCAUUAUGAGUUGUUAUUUAGAGGAUGAUGCACAAACCUUAUGCAUAUCCAAUUCUAAUAUUACUAGUUUAACCGUAGGUGGUACAAAAAAGUAUGAAGAAGCUCAUAAUUACAAAGUUGUGUUUUGUACACCAAAACUUACUUCUCUCACUAUCACUGGCCGUCCUACUUACCUAGCCCCUUCUGCAUGCAAUUUACCUUUUAUCGAAGAAGUAAAUGUUGAUUACACUUUUCUUUAUAUACCAUAUGAAGGUUUAGUCAUGAGUAGUUGGUUGCAAUUGCUUGCUAAUGUCAAGAUAAUGACUCUCAGUUUCCAUACCCUUGAGCAGAUACUUAGUGUUCUGAAAAAUAAUGGUUUAGUGAAAAAUCAACCUCCUUGCUUUGUUAGAUUGAAGUCGUUGAAAGUGGAGUUAAGAUGUGAUUCAAAGAUAUCUAGUGAGGAAGUUAGAGGAAUGGUAAAUUAUCUACUUCAAAAUUCUCCACAAAUCAAAGUUGAUAUCAUUAAGCAGCCAUGCGGGAGUGGUACUUUUAGAGAGUGUUGUUAUGCAAAGUUUGAAGCAGCAGAUUAAUCAAUUAAUGGAGCAAUACAUAUUGAGGUCUGAGGACGAUGGUGGUGUCAGUAAUGUUGGCUACAACAACCAGCUCUUUGUAUAACAAUAUUUAUUUGUUUUAAGUCAUGGUAUUUGUAUAGUUAAUUUGUGAUAAUUAGUUGCAUAAUGAGUACUUUGUGUAAGAUUAAUUAAAUAUGUUUUUAGUUGU
Messenger RNA from Trifolium pratense (red clover), 1470 nucleotides. Its product is annotated as F-box/LRR-repeat protein At4g14103-like. Bases 93 to 1280 code for a protein of 395 amino acids. The record is from RefSeq and is a predicted model, not a curated record. NCBI's taxonomy places the organism in Eukaryota, Viridiplantae, Streptophyta, Magnoliopsida, Fabales, Fabaceae. The transcript is spliced from 4 exons. Gene Ontology annotation, molecular function: protein binding.